AUGCAAGUUCUCGACGCGACCAGUCUUGCCGAACGCCUCAGGUGGGAGGACCAAGACUACUGGCUGCACCUCGAGGCCGAGACGCCGUUCGACAAGUACCCAGCCAAGCAGCAUGCGCGGCGCGUGCAAGAAAAGAUGGGCAUCGAGGAUGGGUUGAUCUACCUUCCAGGCCAGCCGGCGAGGAACAACGAAGAUAGCGACAUGCCAGCUCCCUUUCGCCAGCGACGAUACUUUUACUACUUGAGCGGAUGUAAUGAACCUGACUGCCACAUGGCUUACGACGUCCAGCGCGAUGUCCUAACUUUAUUCAUUCCGCGCAUCAAUCCUGCGCGCGUCAUCUGGAAUGGCCGUGGCUCCACUCGAGCAGAGGCGCUCACCAAGUAUGACAUUGACCAAGUGUUCUACACGGAUGAGUUGCAGUAUGUCAUCCAGGAGUGGGCCCAUGUCAAUCGCCACGCCGGCGUUUACGUCUUGCAUCCAUCUUCGCGGGUACCAGGCUGCGAUAAUCUUGUCCCUCGCACAGACUUUCAUUCUCUUCAACCAGCCAUGAACAUGUGUCGCAUGAUCAAGGAUAGCCAUGAAAUCAGCCUCAUCCGGAAAGCGAAUGACAUCAGCUCACAGGCGCAUCGAGAGGUGCUUGAGAACAUCCUCAGCUUUAACAACGAAGCCCAAGUCGAAGGCCUCUUCAUGGAUGUGUGUAUAUCACGUCAGGCCAAACAGCAAGCCUAUGCCCCCAUUGCCGCAUCCGGACCGAAUGCAGGUACUCUGCAUUAUGAUGCAAACAAUGAGAGCUUUGCCGGUCGGCAACUCAUGUGUUUAGAUGCUGGCUGUGAGUACGAGUUGUAUGCUAGCGACAUUACGCGUUCUUUCCCGCUAUCUGCUUCUUGGCCUAGCAAAGAAGCCAAAAACGUCUACAAGCUGGUUCAACGCAUGCAGGACACUUGCAUCGAGAGAUUAGGUCCUGGUGUUAGGUAUCUAGACCUGCACAUUCUGGCGCAUCAAAUUGCGAUUGAUGGCCUUCUGCAGCUCGGAAUCCUGCAUAAUGGAACAAAAGAAGAAAUCUACAAAGCAGGUACAAGCAGAGCCUUCUUUCCUCACGGCUUGGGGCAUCACGUCGGCUUAGAAGUCCACGACCCGAGCCAAGCAGAUCUGAUGAGCAUCCGAAGAGGCAAGCUUGUCACUCAACAGGCACCUUCUCUCUACCCAGAAAAUUUUCACAGCCCAGUAUACAAUUCUGAGACAUGUCAUGCGCCAGCAAAUCCUCAGAGCAGCCAUCUUGAGGAAGGCAUGGUGGUGACUGUCGAGCCUGGUAUCUACUUCUCGGCCUAUGCUUUGCAACACUUCUAUCUCCCGUCGCCGGUCCAUUCAAAAUUUAUCAACACUGAAGCACUGAAACGUUACUUACCUGUGGGCGGAGUUCGCAUCGAAGAUGAUAUUCUGAUAACUGCCAGAGGCUAUGAGAAUCUGACCACUGCUCCCAAGGGCGAAGCGAUGUUCGAAAUCAUCAGACAGGGCAAGUCAAAGGUGAAAAGUUCACUAGCUCCAACAGUAGCAAUCUCACAGGGGAAAAGCAAAGAUGUAGAAGCGCCACUCUUACGCGCGCCAGGAAUCCCAAAGGAAAUGACGCAACUUGUACAAAGACCGCUUACACGAUCUGCAACCUUACCAGCUGACCUCAAACACAAGAAUGUGGAACUUGAGCCUCGGGCAGGACCAUCACUCUUAUCAAACUUUGGACGCUCCAUGACUACAGAGGAAAAGAUUGAGCAGUGGCGGAAGAAGCGCAGUUCAAAACCAGCAACGCCAUCGCUUACAACAACCAUGGGGAAAGUACAGCCCGUUUGUGGCGAUAACCAUCCGGGAAUGCAGCAUAUAUAUAUGGGUGAUGCCCCUAGCAUGUCUUCAUUGCCACGAACAAAUCCCAAGUCUACCGACUUGUCUGCAUGCAAGAACUGUGCCAUUCUCGUUCAAACACUUGACCGGCUGAGGCAAAAUCUUGCAUCAUCAGCACAGGGGUCACCACCACCAGUGACAGCAACCACACAAAAGGACAACACAAGAAGCCCUGUUUUGGAGCUUGGAAGCAAGGAGGUCAAGGUAUCGACUGGCGCGCCAUCAGAUACUCUUGAGCACAGAGGGAUCAGGAGGGAACGAGUAUGCUCACAACCGCGCUCUCACCCAAAUUUGAGGUCGAACCAAGCGAAAAUGCCGUCCCCUGCACAACACACACAACUCGGGUUUCCAACAGAGGUUAAUGCUUCGGAAGAACAACUUGCAUCAUGUUCUCCUCGCUCCAAAGAUGCGACCACGCAACCCCAACCUGGACUAUCUACCACAGUGUCACCCUUGUCCUUGCCAUCACCGAGACCUCAACAUCCCAGCACAGAAGCAGUCUCGGAAGUGGAGGUGGUACGAAGAAAGCUAGAAUCAUUGCAAUCCAGGCUUAGUCAUCUCGAACAGCGCGGGCAGCCUACACGGCCUCCCAUUCCACGGCCUUCUAUGCCAAACUUGAUGUCACACAAUCUGUGA
Molecule: messenger RNA, 2529 nt
Organism: Bipolaris maydis ATCC 48331
Lineage: Eukaryota; Fungi; Ascomycota; Dothideomycetes; Pleosporales; Pleosporaceae
Product: peptidase M24, structural domain-containing protein
Biological process (GO): proteolysis
Molecular function (GO): manganese ion binding; metalloaminopeptidase activity
Source: RefSeq, a predicted model, not a curated record